This is a messenger RNA of Raphanus sativus (radish), 1084 nucleotides long. Its product is annotated as methylesterase 17. Gene Ontology annotation, molecular function: methyl jasmonate esterase activity; methyl indole-3-acetate esterase activity; methyl salicylate esterase activity. The record is from RefSeq and is a predicted model, not a curated record. Lineage: Eukaryota; Viridiplantae; Streptophyta; Magnoliopsida; Brassicales; Brassicaceae. The coding region runs from base 121 to 954 and encodes 277 amino acids. The transcript is spliced from 4 exons. Gene Ontology annotation, biological process: jasmonic acid metabolic process; salicylic acid metabolic process.
AAGCAAGCAAAUAUAUAUCUUCCACUAUGUAUGCGCUUGACAUAUGUGACAAAGACCUCAAAGAAAACACCCAGAGCAGCACCUAGCUGAAGAAAAUCUAUCAAAUCUCCGGCGUGAUCGAUGGCGGAGGAGAAUCAAAAAGAAGCCAUAGUUUCGAAACCAAGAACAAAACCGCCACACUUCGUGCUUAUACACGGCAUAAGCUUAGGAUCAUGGUGCUGGUACAAAAUCAAGUGUCUCAUGGAAGUCUCUGGCUUCACCGUCACUUGCAUCGACCUCAAAUCCUCAGGCAUCGAUCCUUCCUCCCCCGAUUCUCUAACUUCCUUCGAUCAGUACAACCAACCACUCACCGACUUCCUUUCCUCCUUGCCCGAACAAGAACAGGUGAUACUUGUUGGUCACAGUGCAGGAGGGCUAAGCGUAACGAGUUCGAUACAUAAAUUCCCUAAGAAGAUCUCUCUAGCUGUUUAUAUUGCAGCUACAAUGCUCAAAUUAGGGUUUCAGACCGAUGAAGAUUUGAAAGAUGGAGUGCCUGAUCUAUCCGAACAUGGUGAUGUAUAUGAGCUUGGCUUUGGUUUAGGAGUAGAGAAUCCUCCGACCAGUGCCCUUAUCAAACCGGAGUUCCGACGAAAGCUCCUUUACCACAUGAGUCCUCAACAGGAAUGUGCGUUGGCUGCGUUACUAAUGAGACCAGGUCCGGUUCUGGCGCUAACGACAGCAAAAGUUGAAGAAGAAAAAUUAGGACAAGAAGUGGAGGAGAACGUGCCGCGCGUGUACAUCAAGACUUUGCACGAUCGGGUGGUUAAACCGGAGCAGCAGGAGGCGAUGAUGAAACGGUGGCCACCGAGAGAAGCUUACGAAGUGGACAGUGACCAUUCACCUUUCUUCUCUAACCCUUUUGCGCUCUUUGGUUUACUCAUCAAAGCUGCCGUUUCUGUUGGUUCCUCUAUCUAAAAAUAUUCAAGAACAAGGGAUUUGAUUGUGUCUUGUUAACCGGUUUGAUCAAAGUAUAUUUAAUAAAUAAGAAAACUGUUUAUCGAAUGAUAUUAUAUAAUUUUCUCUACAUACAAAUGGUUCUGUUUAA